UUUAAUUUUUUCUUCUUUUUGGUGGUGAUGAGUUUUCUUUUUUUCUUCUUAUUUAUUUAAUUUUAUUCUUUAAUUGUGAUUUUUUUUGUUCUCUUUUAAUUCCGAGUUUCCUUUUUCUCUUUAUUUUUGUAACUGGUUCAUCUUUUCUUCUUCCUCUGACCUUUUUUUUCUAAAUUAAUUCUUUUUCUUUUUUUCUCUUUUUUCCCUUUCGCUUUAGUCUUUCCUUUUUUUUUACUUCUUUCUCUCUCUCACUACUGGUUGUCUUCAUCUUUUCUUGUGUUUUUUGUUUGUGGAAUAUUCAUCCCUCUGUCUAUGGUUUGGCUCGUUUAUCAUCAAUCUCAUCAUCUGGUUAUUAUUGGUCAACUUAAGUGAGAAUUUAAAGAGAAAGAGAAAAGAGCGAACUGGACAUAGAGAGGAAAAAGAGAGAGGGAGAGAGAGACAAACUAAAAAAGAGAAAAGAACAUUUUUGUUUGGCUUUGAUUGAAGCGAAGAAAGAAAAAAAAAAGAAAAUGUCUUUUUGUCUCACAAGCUCAUCAACGGCCAAUAAUUAUGAGGAAAUUGGAUUCAUUGGUGAAGGAACUUAUGGAACUGUUUUCAAAGCUCGUGAUCUAGUUAACGAAGGACAAUCAGUGGCAAUUAAGAAAGUGAAUGUUGCCCUUUAUGAAGACGGUGUUCCACCAACUCUCAUUAGAGAGAUUUCACUUCUUAAACAAUUAGAAAUGUAUGAACAUCCAAAUGUUGUCAGGUUACUUGAUAUUUGCUAUGCUAAACGUUUAGAGAAAGAGAAACAAUUAAUUUUGUAUCUUGUUUUCGAAUAUAUUGAACAAGAUUUAGGAAAAUACUUGAGCCAUUGUCCAUCUCCAGGCUUAGGACCAGAUAGGAUUAAGGAUAUAAUGUAUCAAAUUUUGAACGGUGUUGAUUUUUUACAUUCCAAUAGGAUAGUGCAUCGAGAUUUGAAGCCACAGAAUAUAUUGAUCACUAAUAGUGGAAGAGUAAAAUUAGCCGAUUUUGGAUUAGCUCGUAUUUAUGAGGAUUCACGAGCUUUGACCUCAGUAGUUGUUACCCUUUGGUAUCGAGCACCCGAAGUGCUUUUAGGAGCAAGUUAUGCGAGUUGGGUGGAUAUUUGGAGUUGUGGUUGUAUUUUCGCUGAACUUCAUCGACGAAAAGCAUUUUUAAAUGGACAAUCGGAACCUGAUCAAUUGAGUAAAAUAUUUUCGGUUAUUGGAAGUCCAUCGGAAUCUGAAUGGCCUGAAGAAGCCUAUUUUCCAUGUAACUCUUAUGCAGGAUUCAAAGCGAUUCCUCUGAACACUUUAUUACCUGAGAUGCCACCUGAAGCUUGUGAACUAUUGAAGGCCAUGCUGAGGUUUAAUCCUCGACUAAGGAUAACAGCGAAAGAGGCCCUUAAUCAUGUGUAUUUUGAUGAAUAUGUGCUACAUCCACCAAUCUAUGAAUACGAAUGUAGCAACAAGUCGAAUCAAAGCACAACUACAUCAACUCGCAAUGGAACAAAAAACCAAGGGACAAAAUAAUCAACUAAUUUGAAAGACUAAAAUGAUUAAACAAAGUACCAAGAAUGAAACAAUUUACUGAUGAACGCACACCCUGGUUGAAGAAUUCACCCUUUUACAACUUCAUCUAACAUAAUCAUCAAUUAACAUUUCAUCAUGAUGUCUUCCUCUUCCUUUCCCUUAGUUUUAAUUAACUUACUAGUGGUUAAUCUUUAUCACUACUUUUCAUUUAGAUUUUCACACAUCAACUUGAGCCAAAACAUGCACAUAAACAAACACACAAUCACAUCUAAACACAUGCACAAAAAAAACUCAUAUUAACUAAAUCACUAAAUCACCAGAGUCCCAACAUCAAAUUACUGGGAUAAUUUUUUCUUCUCAUUUUUAUCAACAAGCUCAAAGCACAUUCACAAAUCUAAACACAAACACAAACACAAAAAGAAACACGAACACGAACACAAAGCGUACACAUUGUAAACUAUUUCUUAUUUAAACUUAAGUGAAUCAUUUACUCAUUGAUACAAAUUAUGAAAAUUCAUUGGUGACGAACUCUAAUGUUACCUGUGGAUUAUUUUUAUCUUUUCUCUCUCUCUCUCUCUCUCUCUCUCUCUCUCUCUCUCUCUCUCUCUCUCUCUCUCUCUCUCUCUUUCUCUAUCUUCCUUUCUGAUUAUUCUCUUACCCCUUGACCCUUACUUGUCCUCACCUAUUCUCAUCUACAACUUUUACCUCCCAAUUCCUAUUUUUUUGUAAGCACAAUAAUUUAACUCAUUCGGUGUUCGAUUGACAUCAACUGAGAUCACAAUCUAAAUUACCUGUUAAUCAAAUAUAAACUGUUACACUAAAUACAA
Messenger RNA from Panonychus citri (citrus red mite), 2356 nucleotides. RefSeq names its product cyclin-dependent kinase 4-like. Gene Ontology annotation, molecular function: ATP binding; cyclin binding; cyclin-dependent protein serine/threonine kinase activity. Lineage: Eukaryota; Metazoa; Arthropoda; Arachnida; Trombidiformes; Tetranychidae. Gene Ontology annotation, cellular component: nucleus; cytoplasm; cyclin-dependent protein kinase holoenzyme complex. The record is from RefSeq and is a predicted model, not a curated record. The transcript has 4 exons. Gene Ontology annotation, biological process: regulation of gene expression; signal transduction; protein phosphorylation. Bases 510 to 1529 code for a protein of 339 amino acids.